CCUGACUGCAUAGAAGGCAAGUUUUGCUUUCUUCCGAUUGGUUAUCAGCAUCUUGAGUUCAAUCCACUUGAAUAUUCUAUUGGCUACAGGCAUAUCAUGAGUUCUGCAUAUUCUCGAUCAUUUCCUCAAUUUUCCAACAUGGGACCUUGACGGUCUGAUGAGAAAGAAAUGUCACUUCCAAGUGAAGCCACCUGUGAUGCGAUUUCCCAUACACUUACAAGAGACAUCGAAAGAAGGGAACGUAAGUGCAUCAUUGGCACUUGUGGGAUAUGGAAACCCAUCCAUGGGCAAGGCGGCAAGUUUGUUGGUACCGGAAGCCUUGUAAAGGGCUUCUUUCUCAAGUGUGAUAAAAUCAUUCAUUUGAUCACAAGCGACAAGGUUAUUACAUCUCAUGAUUUAAGUGAUUACUACUUGCAUUUCAAGAAAUCAAAAGGCAAAGACAAAGAACCGAAGAAACUAGUUAGCAUAGUAUGCGACGAAGUGAUCUUCAAAUCAGGCCUCGCAAUUGUGCCUGUUGAUCCAAACAAAUUUGGCAUCAUUCGAAAACAUAGCUCCGGUCUACUGAUGUACCGUCCAUUCACCAUACGCAGUGAAGUAAAGGAAGACUUACGAAAUUUUGAAUUAUACUGCCACGUCGUUGAGCCAUGCGCAGAUUCAUUUGCCAUAAGACCAUACCAGGUGAUGGGGAUUGCAGAAGAAGAAACAUAUGUUGCUGACCACAAUUCCAAGAUAAAAAGCGCUAGCAUUUUCGACAUUUAUGGAAAAGGCCUUGGAGCUCCAAUUUCCUUUACAUUCAAAGACGAGGCAGUUGCUGUUGGUGCUCUUACUAUGAAGGAAAACGGGCAGAUUUCUUUUGUUCUGUUUUCACAGAUUGAUAGGACACGGAAAUUUGCAGAUGAAAGACUUGGAGGGGGAGAAAACCAGCAACGACCAGGGCAACCAGCAGAAGGAGGAGAGCAACAGCCACCAGGGCAACAAGCAUUAAAAGGAGAACGACAGAUCAAUUGUUCUGAACAAGGUGGUGGUACAUUUACAUCAAGAAACAGCAGUGAUGCAAGGCAACAAGAAGCUCUAAAUCACUUAGUGGAUCAGGACACAUCUACUCAAGGUUAUGUUGAGUUAAUUGCUCACCUUCAGCAGAUGCAACUCGAUGCAAGCAAAGUCAAUGACAAGACAGACAAGAAAGACCUAAGAAUUGAGUUGAACAAAAUUGCUUCAGACAAUGGCUUCAGAAUUGUUGACAAUGAAGGAUCAGGAAAUUGCAUGUUCUAUGCUUUGUCAGAUCAACUGGAAAUUGCUAUGAGAAUCAAAAUCAAGCAUGACGAAUUAAGACAAAUACUGGUCCAGUACCUCAGAGAAAACCCUAAACUACCGAAUGGAACAAAUCUGUUUCAUUUCGUUCAUCAAUCAUGGGCUGAUUACUUAACGUACAUGAAGAAAGAUGGCGCUUGGGGUGACCAUGUUAUCCUAUGGGCCGCAGCAAACCGCUACAAAACUUGCAUUCGUGUGAUCAGCAGUCUUGGCGCUACUCACGAUGUUAUCUUACGGCCACAAUGUCCUGUUGACAAAAGCAGGACACUUGUGUUGGGACACAUUCAUGAAGUACACUAUGUCAGCCUUCACUCCACACAAGGUGAAAAUAAGAUGCCAAUUUAUCAGUGCGCAACUGGAAUUAACAAUGGUGAAGCUGCUUCAGAAAAUGGGAUGGUGAUUAAGGAACAACAAAAAUUGGAAAGAAAUUUGACAGAUGAUAGCAAGCACUCCUUACAGUCCAACCAAGGUUCUACUGCUGGUAAUGAAGGAAGUACUUGGUGGUCAUCUUUGAAAUCAUGGCUUUCUUUUUCGAACAAUUCUGACAGUUGUGAUGGUAAUGGACAUUUGUCACCGAAUUUAUUGAGGAAUGGCUGUUAUGUCAUAAGCAUUGAACCAUCAACGACUCCUUUGAAGGGUGGAGGACCUUGCUGGUUUACUUUUAAACCUGACCUACCCUCAGACUUUACUUCUGGAACUGCUGGGUUUGCUAGUCUGGGCUCUAUUGAUGUGUAUAAACUUGAAAAAAAAACAAACGUUCUUGUUGGAAGAGGAAUUCCUGCUACUGAUAAAGAAGGUUGGGUCAUUGUAGAAGUGAGUGGAAAAAGUGACAAGACCGGCAAAUCCAGUGAUCUUGGGCAAACAAAAAUUUACUAUUAUGAUGAAGAUAAGAAGGCACUCAAGCGAAUAGUCGCGGAGAGAAAACAGAGUAGCGCCUUUUUUGAAGAAUGGAAGACUGCUUGUGAAGGACACUCCACUGAUAGCAAAGAAAAAGAGACGAAAUCCCCUUGUUCCGGGUCCAUGGAUUCAGGGAAUCCUUUAUAUUCACUUCAAGGCUUACUGCUGCUGGUGUAUACAGCAGCGGAAACUGAUGCUCGACAGUUCAUUGCAUUAGUAUUCAAUUCGUCAGCUGGAAGAGUGGUCUUUAAUGCAUACAGGAGUACUACUCCGUUACCAGAGAAUGUUGCAAGAGCUUUUGGCCACGAAGAUACCGCGCAUUACCUUGAGUCCAUAAGUGAAAGAUUGUCUAAAGAUUUCAGCGUUAAUGAAGAACACUUACAAUCAAGUCAUAUUCUCGAGCUUGCUGAUGCAGUCAAAAAUCCGUCCAACGACAAUCAUGAGGAAAACCGGUUCCCAAUGGAAUUAGAGGAACAAGAUCAAUCAGCAAAAACAACCGAAGAAGAAAAUGGCUCUGUGUUCACAAACAAAGUUGGUACAG
Molecule: messenger RNA, 2749 nt
Organism: Stylophora pistillata
Lineage: Eukaryota; Metazoa; Cnidaria; Anthozoa; Scleractinia; Pocilloporidae
Molecular function (GO): ATP hydrolysis activity; protein binding
Source: RefSeq, a predicted model, not a curated record